UAAUGACAUAAUCUGUGAACACAUUUACUAUCAAAUAUUUCAUGGCUGACCAUCGUAUAGCAAAACAAUAAAAUCGCGCUAAUUAUCAAACAAAACAUUACAUUAACUUAAAAAAAUGUCCACAGUCGUAUCUGACUGUUUCACUAUCGGCAGCAUUGUCGCGACACGGACAUGUUAUAACGAGGAUAUCGAGGGAGAAGUACUAGCUUUUGACCCACAAACUAAAAUGUUAAUUUUGAAAUGUCCAUCGUCAAGUGGUAAUCCUAAGCGCCACGACGUUAACAUCGUCAACUUGUCCCUGGUAAGCGACGUCCAAAUCAAGAAAGAAGUGACCGCCGUGCCGGAGCCACCUCGGUCUAUAAAUCUCCACAGGUUGAACACGAGAGUAAGAAACGCAAUUGAAAAUAAAAAAAGGCUUGUGUCGGCACUAUCAGCCUGCCUAGAUCCGGAAGGUCAGCGGCUAUUUCUCGCCAUCGCCAGAGUUAUAGAUGACGUCUCAUGGACAGGACAAAGCAUUCGUGUUUAUAACGAAGUGACCAUCACGCCCCCUUAUAAGGUUGAAAACGUAAUAGGGGAGCAAGAGUCAAAACCUUAUAACUACAUACGCAAAUUCGUCGAACGGCACUGGAAGGAGCACCGAGACCACGCGGCGGCCAACUCCUCACGACACCAAUAAAUAUAUAAUAUAAAUAAACGCCUAUCAUUGUCUCAAUUGACGAUUAUACCUACCUGAUAUAAGGCCACGGCCAUAUGAGCGAUGCUCGACAAAGCGUUCUUGAGACUUUAAGUAAUUUGUAGUCAACUUCACCGGUUGAUGAUAAAGUUUCGUAUAGUUUUAUCGUACAUAAGUUUAUCCAACUGAUAUGAUUCUGAUUUCAUUUUCUAUCAUCAAACUCCACUGUAAAAUCAAUAGCUUCUUUUAUCUCGUAAAUAAGGGGCCGAUAGGCUAUUUGAAAGUUUAUCAGAAAACCGGUGAAAUUGGCCUUUAAAAUUAGUUUUUUUUUUUGUUUUUGACUAAUUUUGUUAAAUAAAAACUUAUUUAAAACA
Molecule: messenger RNA, 1047 nt
Organism: Melitaea cinxia (Glanville fritillary)
Lineage: Eukaryota; Metazoa; Arthropoda; Insecta; Lepidoptera; Nymphalidae
Gene: Lsm12a
Product: protein LSM12 homolog
Exons: 3
Coding region: 116-676 (186 amino acids)
Source: RefSeq, a predicted model, not a curated record